CAGCGACCUCUAACCCUUCACAUUCUUUUCAUCCCGAAUACAUGUCCUGCUUCUUCUAGAUCUUCUAGUUUCCGUUAUUAGACUUCUAUCCUAUUUUCUAUCCCCAUCGACCGACUAUGCCAUAAUGAUCCUCCACCUUCAGCGUUUCGCACUUCUUGCGGCCCUUCUGGGGCUCGCUUUAGCGUCUCUUUGUGCUGCUGAGUCAAUCAAUAUACCCCCAGAUGCCCCAAUAUCGUCCCUCAUAGCCUCUGGCAAAGCCGCUCGCGCUCGAGGCGCGAACAGCGAAGCACUCGCAUAUUUCGAUGCGGCUGUCUCAAAAGACCCUUCCGACUACAUUACACUCUUCCAGCGAGGAGCAACAUAUCUUUCCCUAGGACGAAAUGCACAAGCGAGCGCAGAUUUCGAUGCCGUACUGAAGCUAAGACCGGGUUUUGAGGGAGCAUUGUUGCAGAGAGCGAAGAUCAGGGCGAGAAAUGCAGACUGGGUUUUAGCGAGAGAGGAUUAUUUGGCGAUGGGAAGCAAAGGAGCAGAAGAGCUAGCACAACUCGAGGAAGCAGAGGGCGCGGCAUAUCUUGCAGUCGAGGCGGAGAAGAAGCAGGACUGGGAGGCCUGUAUCAACCAAGCAGGAAUCACCAUCAUGACGGCCGGAACAUCCCUGUCUCUACGACAACUGCGGGCGAGAUGUCGCUUUGAACGGGGCGAAGUCCAAGAAGGUCUGAGCGAUCUCGCACAUGUGCUGCAGAUCCAUCCCAGCCUGGUCGAGCCUCAUCUUCAAAUCUCAGCCAUGAUGUUUUACAGCUUAGGAGACACGGAACGUGGUCUGGCACAGAUCAAGAAAUGUUUACACUCGGACCCAGACUCAAAGCCGUGCAAGUCUUUGUUCAGGGAGGAGAAGAGCAUAUUGAAGCAAAUCGACCAUGUCAAAACGUUCAUGGGGAAACGCCAAUUCAACUCUGCAGCUAAGCUGCUCGUAGGCAAAGGCACCGAGGAUGAACCUGGCCUAUUGUCCGACAUAAGCGCCAACCUUGGCACCCACCGCAAGAGCGGCACGAUCCAUCCCAAAGCCCCAUCCGACCUUUACACGGCACACCUCGAAAUGACCUGCGAAGCGUAUUUGUCACUCAACAACAUGGCCAGAGCCGCCAAAUACUGCACCGAAGUACUCACCUCCAACCCGAACUCGCUCCAAGGCCUACUGUACCAAGCAGCGAAGCACAUGGAGAACGAGAAUUACGACGCCGCCAUAUCUUCGCUCAACACGGCGCGCGACAACCACCCCGAGUCUCAAAACAUGAUCAACCAAAAACUCCAAGAUGCCCAGCUCGCUCUCAAACGCAGCAAGACAAAAGACUAUUACAAAGUCCUCGGCGUAUCGCGGGACGCUGACGACCGUACGAUCAAAAAGGCAUACCGUACCGCAACGAAGAAUUUUCACCCCGACAAGGCUGCGGCCAAGGGCGUGCCCAAGGAAGAAGCCGAGAAGAAAAUGGCCGCCAUCAAUGAGGCAUAUGAAGUCCUCAGCGACCCAGAGCUCAAGGCCCGCUUCGACAGAGGCGACGAUCCGAAUGAUCCGCUCUCCAACCAGGGAGGCAACCCGUUCCAAGGCAGUCCCUUUGGCGCCGGAGGAGGAGGGCAACAGUUCUUCUUCCAGCAGGGGGGAUCUCCUGGUGGUGGGCAGAGACAAUUCAAAUUCUCAACCGGAGGAAUGCCUGGAGGCGGUGGUGGCGCUGGCGGAGGAGGAUUCCCUUUUGGAGGGUUUCCUGGUUUUGGCUAGGGAGAAGGGUAGUUUGGCUCGGAUCUACGGCCUCGCCCUGUCUCAGCGCGCAGAAUAUUGCUUUCUUGAUGUCUUGAAAUGAACAAACGAAUUGAUACCCCUCUAUCACCUGGUCACAUUCUUGGUCCUGCGGGUUGGUUCACUGGUUCGGGAUUU
Molecule: messenger RNA, 1930 nt
Organism: Exophiala xenobiotica
Lineage: Eukaryota; Fungi; Ascomycota; Eurotiomycetes; Chaetothyriales; Herpotrichiellaceae
Exons: 1
Coding region: 125-1774 (549 amino acids)
Biological process (GO): protein folding in endoplasmic reticulum
Cellular component (GO): endoplasmic reticulum
Molecular function (GO): protein-folding chaperone binding; misfolded protein binding
Source: RefSeq, a predicted model, not a curated record